AGUAGCUCGCGAGUAGCUGGGCACGAUCGUACUUAAUCUUCAGGGACCAAAUGUCAAACUUUAGGGUGUAAAUUGAAAUUUCCUGUUCUUCUCCUUUAUGUUCACCGGAGCAGCAGUUUCUGUUGUUCCGGUCCCGUCAUUUCAAAAUUUUCCCGGAAGCUGAGCUCUCAUCUCUCCGUCGUCUUCGAAUCCAUUAGCAGGAUGGGAAGCAAAAGGAAGUCCAAGGAAGAGAAGAAGAUCAAAGAUUGAAGGAUUGAGCAUGCCAGAGAUUCGCUAAAUUCGUACUGAUGUGUUGUUUAGAUGAGGGAAGAAGUAAGAGGCACAGAACAGCUGAAGAUGAAGAAGGCAAGAAGAGCACAGAGAGCGACAGGAAAGAGAAACGACACAAACAUCGUUCUGAUAAAGAGAAGAAGAAAAAGGACAAACACAAAAGCGAACAUCAUAAACGACACCGACACUCGAAACAUGACUUCCAAGAGAUAUCCAGUGAAGACUACUUUCUGAAGAACAAUGAGUUCGCUGCCUGGCUAAAGGAAGAGAAAGAUGUCUUCUUCAGCGAUCUCUCAUCGGGGUCAUCACGGGCGCUUUUUGAAGACUUUGUCAAGGCCUGGAACAGCCAAGACCUUGAGACCAGAUACUACGAGGGAAUUGCCAGUGGCCCCCGAACAGCUCACAAUUGGAAGAUCAAGAAGUAAUCGUAAAGCUUCCAGCGGUGGACCUGUUCUUUUCUUUCUUAGUCAUCCUCUUCUGUUUCUCACACAAACUUCUGGUGAGCCUUACCAGAUGAAUAUGGCCGUUUAGUGUCCGUCUGUUCGUGUAAACAUACGAUAAACUUCUGUAGCACAGUGUUUGGUCGUCUAGCGAGGUAUUAACUAUUGGUGAGAUAGCUUGUAUAGACCCAAGCGAAAUUGAGAAUUCCUAAUCUGGCUGAAGUUGCUCAUAGUCCAACCAACAGAACUAAACUUGUCGUGAAAUAUACUUGUGAACAGAGUCUUGUACCUUA
Molecule: messenger RNA, 1003 nt
Organism: Punica granatum (pomegranate)
Lineage: Eukaryota; Viridiplantae; Streptophyta; Magnoliopsida; Myrtales; Lythraceae
Source: RefSeq, a predicted model, not a curated record